GCAAGUGCGAUGCUUACAAAAUGACGAAUUGACGGGGGAAAUACCAAACACGUAAAGUUUUCCGGGAAACUUAAAUUUGUGAGGAAGAUCGAAUUUCCUGUUUUUCAAAGAGGCCUAUAAAACUCCUUUUACCAGCAGUACUUGAACAGAUUCAGUCGAACCUUAGUGAGGACAUAACUGCGUAUUCGUUAUGGCAGAGGGCAUGCCUUAUUUUGAUCUGAAAUCUCAGCGAACUCCUGUGGAAAGCUGUGAAGAGAGUUUAGAGGAUAUCGAGAAACAAGCGUGCUUGCUUUUCGAGGAAUUUUUAAGACUGCCUCACUCAUCAAAUACCAAGUCAAUGCUUAAAAAAUCAUCCAAAGAAGCAGCGGAUUCUCCGAUCAUCCAAGAGGAAACGGGCCAUUACAAUUACAAACAGUCUCGAGGUCCUUGUGAAUGUGAUGAAGCAGAUGAAGAUGACUUAGUAACAGACAGUGAAGGUGCUGAAAAAAGUUCCAGCAAUGUAGUUUUACCUCAACCUGAGCCUGUUCCAACUCAAAACCCUGAACUGACAAGACUUGCACAUCAGAUGCAACAAGCUGGUGAUGCACUUUAUCAACAAUAUGGUGAUCGUGUUGAUGGAGUUCAGACACACUUGGUUUCAUAUGUCUUGAGUAAUGCUGGUGAUCUAACUUACGACAGACUUAGUAGAGAAAUUGAUAACAUGAUUGGUAGAGACAGGAACUGGACCAACUUAAUAUUUGCAUAUUAUGUGGGCAAAAAAGUGUGCUUACUUACAUCUGAUACUUGUAGUACAGUGAAGAGCUAUUUUGAGCAAUAUUUGGGUCGUUCAUUCCGCCGUCCCAUGCAACAGGCUGGUGGAAUUGCCCCAUUUGUGAAUUCAAAAGGCCACUAAGUGGGGCAGUCAAUCAGCAAAUGGAGCAUGUGGGUGAAGAGGAGUCUCGACCUGAUAGUCAAAGCUACUCUACCAAGCAAGAGAUCACUUGCUUGGAAACGUAAUCUGUCCACAAAUGAAAUGUACAGUGAGAAUGUGAACUCUGUUGCUCACUUAAUUUUUUUUUUUUUAGUUGAAGUGUUAAGUCAGAGUUGAUUUUCUCUUUGCUGAAUGAUAUUUACUUGUUUCAAAUUAAAGUACAUUAUCUUAAACAGUAGCUCAUAGCUUUUGAAUUCAACAAUAGCUCAGCUGGAUUCCAGAGAGGUAAACUUAGGAGAUGUUGUUGGAGGUGGUGAAAUGAUGACAUCUAGGAUGCAUUUUUAGCCAUUAGUCCGUGAGGAUCCACUGUUUAUUUGGUGAAAUUUAUUUAGCUGAAUAUCUGGCAAUGUCAUUAGUGCCAUAGCAUCCCGCAGGAGGAUCACACAUUUUUCUAUCUGGGACUUUAACUCGUACAUUGCUAUUUUUUGCAAGAGCUUUUGAGAUAAAGUUGCUGGAGAACAUCACAAAUUUGUAUUUUAUUGUCUAAUCAAAACAAAGGUAUUGUCUAGUUU
Molecule: messenger RNA, 1482 nt
Organism: Stylophora pistillata
Lineage: Eukaryota; Metazoa; Cnidaria; Anthozoa; Scleractinia; Pocilloporidae
Biological process (GO): regulation of apoptotic process
Source: RefSeq, a predicted model, not a curated record